UUCAACAGCAGCGCUCAGCGCACAUCUCCUGCUGUCAUUGGGCCCAUCUCGCUGGCUCUCGUUGGCGAUUGGAUGGAGAUGAAUAUUAACAGUUCCUGCCAUUAUGGGCUUGUGACGUCGAGCGUGUUGCCAGUCACCCACAGUCAUUUGCUUUUGUGGACUUUGGGAGAAAUUUGUGCUUGAGCAUGCAGAUAACUGCACAGUGUUAUGACUCUGCUUUGCGGAUGAUGGUGAAUACAGAGGACAGGCUGUCAGAACCAUUUCAAAUUUGCAGUUAAUUUAAGAGAAUUUACAGCACUGUCCAUCAUCAUCAUGGAGAAACAACAAAUUGUGCUGGGUAACCGGGAUAGUGGGGCAGUGUCUGGAGCAGCACCUGCUUUUUUUGUCAUCCUGAAACAGCAGCAGGGAAAUGGUAAAUCUGAUCAAGGAAUUCUAGUAGCAAACCGGGAUGCCUGUGCCCUCGCAAGUAGUGUGUCAACGCCACUAAAAUCUAAAAUAAAGACUUGCCUUCCAGCUGAUUGUACAUCAGGGAGCAUCACUGUCACCUUGGACAACAACAGUAUGUGGAAUGAGUUCUACCAUCGCAGCACAGAGAUGAUUCUGACCAAACAGGGGAGGCGUAUGUUUCCAUACUGUCGAUACUGGAUUACAGGCCUAGAUUCCAAUCUGAAAUACAUCCUAGUCAUGGACAUCUCUCCUGUAGAUAAUCACCGUUAUAAAUGGAAUGGUCGCUGGUGGGAGCCCAGUGGGAAGGCAGAACCCCAUGUUCUGGGACGGGUGUUUAUUCAUCCAGAAUCACCCUCCACUGGUCAGUACUGGAUGCACCAGCCGGUAUCUUUCUACAAACUCAAGCUUACCAAUAAUACUCUUGAUCAGGAGGGUCAUAUCAUAUUGCACUCUAUGCACCGCUACCUCCCACGGCUUCACCUGGUACCUGCAGACAAAGCUACAGAAGUUAUCCAGCUGAAUGGUCCUGAUGUCCACACCUUUACCUUCCCACAGACAGAGUUUUUUGCAGUGACAGCCUAUCAGAAUAUCCAGAUUACCCAGCUAAAAAUAGAUUACAACCCUUUUGCUAAAGGAUUCAGAGAUGAUGGACUAAACAGUAGACCUCAGCGCGAUAUGAAGCAAAAUAGUAGCUCAGAGCAUGAAGGAGGUAGCAUUUCCAGCUCUCCCAGCAAUCUUGGCCGCCCUAUUGAAACUGAUGGAUUAGAUUUACAGCAGCGAGAUCUUUUAGAUUCUUCAUUUAGUGGUCAGAAUGCAAUGGACAUUGAUUUGGAGAAAGAAUCCUUCAAUGCAGAACGUGAUUUCCUGGGCUUUCUGGAGGCAGACCUGCCUUUUAGUGAUAUGCCCAUCUUAAAACAAGAGGUAUCUGAAAGAUUUCCCUAAGUAAUGCAGCAGAGUGGUCUACACAUACUGUCAAUCUGCCUGUGCCAGCGUAUCGUUGACAUAGCUGGCACCUUGCAGGAUGAGGUAAGCCUGAUUUCU
Messenger RNA from Pelodiscus sinensis (Chinese soft-shelled turtle), 1488 nucleotides. The record is from RefSeq and is a predicted model, not a curated record. Lineage: Eukaryota; Metazoa; Chordata; Testudines; Trionychidae.